UAUACGCGCCGAAAUCAAGCUAUUUCCAUCGAGUUGGCUGCAACGAAGUCGUGCCAGCGUGCGACAGCGUCUUUGGUACCGGAGAGUGACGGCCGGACAGCCUCGAGCGGCACAGUCGUCGUUUCAUCGUGUCAAAAAACUCGAAAGACUGCGUUUCUUCAGUUUCGUCUUUCCAAAGGGAGUACUACCUAGGUUGUGACCAUGCGGCUUCCGAUGCUGAUGGUGGCCUGUCUUGCCGUGCCGUGCCUUCUACUUGCUCAAAUGGUCAGCUCCGUUCCAAUCCUCGACGACAACAACCGCAUUCAGGCAUUUGGCGUCGGCGACUGGCCAGUCGAUGCUUUUGGCGAUGGGGAAUAUUUGAUAGCGACGGACAAGAGGGAGAAGGCCCGAGGCCAGUACUGUAUGGACUGGAUUCACAACACAUGGAGACGGUGCAGAGGCAGGAACGGCUAAAACGAACAGCUUGACGCUCUUAAAUAAACAGAAAAUCCAGGAGCAGCGUGGGCGACGUACUGAGGCCUUGUUUAAUCAUCGAGUGCCCGUCAAACAAAAUAAUUUGAUUGUGUUUAAACUUCUUUUUUUUCCAAAAAAGGUAACUUUUUUUGCGUGUCUUAUCCUCUUCAGGAGAAAAUGUUCCAUUUGGAUAUCUAAAGUAAUGAGGUCUUUAAAAAACUGAACAAAUAUUGAUUCAAUAACUCUACCAAACUUUGAAAGGUUAGACGAUGCCGUUUAAACAGACUACAAGGGUAUUUCUGCACAUACGAAUUGUGGUCUUCGCCAACCAUUUAGAACACACUAUCGAAUGGCAGUUUUAUAAACAGUGAACAGAAACGAUCAACAAAGUUGAACUUUCGCUGUUAUCCAGUUAAUUCCGUUCAACUUUUUCCAUUCUCGAAGUAAAAACAAAGCGACUGUGGCUUAACCGGGACACGCAAGUGCAAUUUGAAGUAGUUACAAGUCGAGGUUCUUGCUGGCUGUGUUUUUGUUUUCUGUGGUUUGUUUUUCCUUGAUUCGGAGUGGGUAUGAGUGGGUGUGGGCUGGGUCGAACGCAACCCCCCUGCUCUGAGACAAAACCAAUGAGGUAAAAGUGGGAAAGCAAUUGAAAUUAACGAAAGUAAGCACACCGAUUCCACUGUAAACAAUAUAUGCCAUGUAUAUUGUUUCAUCAUCGUCUCCGCUUGUUUGCAAAGAGACAUAAAAAAAAAGAAUAUUCCACCCGAACCCCCCGCCGAAAAUUCCUGGAUCCGCCCCUGCUUUACGUUGUCUGGUUCAAGUAAUCUGAGGCAAACAUUGCCAUAUUCGUAAAGUAUACUGGAACACCUCGAGGACUUGGAAUGUGGAGGGUGAACGCCCGUUUCCGGUUAAUUUGUUGGGACUUUUCUCGACAACCUAUUUUUGAGCGCCAGAAACGAGUCCCUACACAUCGUUUGGUGACAUUAUGCAUAUCAUACAACAAUUGCUGUUCUUCCGUCAGUCCAGUUCAUCUUUUAGAACUUGUGUGACGAAAAGUUGGACCAGAAGUUUACUGUUCGUAUAUUAUAAUACCGUAAAAAAUGUCUUUUUUGAAAACUGCAGAAACAAGGUGAACGGAAUUGAUCAAAAUUGUGUUACUAAACUUUACUGCGCUUUUGUGGAGUUAAAUUGAUUAUUAAAACUUGCAUCUGAAACUGAAAAAGGUAUCCCUCUC
Acanthaster planci (crown-of-thorns starfish) is the source of this 1687-nucleotide messenger RNA. RefSeq lists its product as uncharacterized. The record is from RefSeq and is a predicted model, not a curated record. Lineage: Eukaryota; Metazoa; Echinodermata; Asteroidea; Valvatida; Acanthasteridae.